AUGAUAGACCACGUUCUCGGAAGACCUUCGACUCGAUUUCGCAAGAUCCAAGUCUUUGCGGUCGUCUCGUUCUGGUCUUUCUAUCUACUACGAGCUGAUAAACAUGGACCACCGUUGAUUCGGUCAAUUUCAUCACACUUCACGGGCAAAUUAACCAGCUGGCAGACGACAGUCAUCAUCUUCCUUUGGCUCUAUGUGAGCCGCAACUUUGCCAAGAUCGUAGGCUUGGAAUGCCCGGAGCCUCUAGCAAAUCUCUAUUCUCGAUCCUUCUUCCGUGCAACAUGGAUCACCACUGGCUUGGAUGCUGGCUUUUGGACCGCAAUGAAAAUCAAGCCUAAAUGGCUGCGCGAUUUGGCGUCGCUAGUCUUCACGGUCUACUAUCUCAUCGCGGCAGAACAAGCAGAUGAGAAGGUGCGGCGGGUUCGGGGUACACUCACAUUGGAGCACCUUCGUGUAUCUUGGAACAAGGCGACAAGCCCUUACCUAUGGUUUCUGGCGAGCUUGGUUCGCCCUCGACUUACCCGCUAUGGCCCACGGGCUAUUCGGAUUCCCCGGCCUAAGCACUCGGCUUAUACUAAGUCGGUUCAUAACGAGCCGAUCAAUGCGUGGCUGUAUUUUGAUGGGCCGCUAAGUACAUUGAAAGAUCAAACUUCUCUAGUACUGGAUGUUCCCGGAGGAGGAUUUGUCGCCAUGGGACCACGCAACUCGGAGGAUAAACUACUUUCCUGGGCGGGACAACUGAAAGUUCCAGUCUUGAGCAUCGACUACAAGAAGGCUCCCGAGUUUGCAUAUCCAUACGCGCUCCAUGAGUGUUACGAUGUGUAUCAUACUAUCAUGGCGACCAACGGCCGCUGCAUCGGGCUGAGUGGCUCGACACGCCCUCGAGUCGUUGUGACUGGUGAAAGCGCCGGCGGUAACCUUGCUGUCGGCAUGACACUGAUGGUUCUGCAAUCAGCGCAGGCUGACAACGCUCUUCCUCGCCCAGUUGGGCUUGUGCUAGCGUAUCCAGCACUGAACGUCAGGGUCGAAAGCUGGAUGACGGACGAGCAAAUGUCCUUGAUUCAAGAUAAGAGCUCCCGUCAGACAAAUAGCAGUGUGUUGCAACGAAAGCAGGACCAAUACCGCAAGCUCACGCCUUACACUUCACCUGGUCGCUCUGUUGAGAACUUGACUGAGAAGCAACCAAAGCAAGAAGCCACAGAAACCGAUAUAGCUGCGGAGACCUCAAAAGCACUACGCGAUAAGUUAGAGAAGAGUGAGCAUAUCAGUGGGAAGGCCGCUACCGAGACCAAUCCACUUAAAACCCGACUUGCUGUCUCCUCUAUGAUCUCGUAUGUCCACGAUCGUAUUCUCACUCCUGAGAUGAUGCGUGCGAUGGUUAUCCUCUACAUCGGGCCACAUCAUCGGCCAGACUUCAAUACCGAUUUCUUCCUCUCCCCUGUUCUUGCCCCGGACGCUUUACUAGCUCAAUUCCCGAAGACAUACAUCUUGACUGGGGAGCGAGACCCACUCGUCGAUGAUACCGUCAUCUUCGCAGGCAGACUACGACAAGCAAAGCUUCACCGUUUCCAUGAACGCCAAGAUCUCGGGCUCGAACAGCGCCAAUUCAACGAGAAAGACUACGUCGAAGUCUCUCUCAUCCCAGGAGUCUCCCAUGGCUUCAUGCAGAUGGCUGGAUUCUUCCCUGAUGCAUGGAAGUAUAUCAACCGCAGCGCACGUUGGAUCGAGAGCCUAUUUGAGAAUCCGGACCUACAAAGCUCCGAAUAUAGUCUUCUUCAACUCUCUCAAUCUCAAAUCCCGAACCUUAAACCCCCGGGGAGGAUCAGAGGUCUUUCUCAGAGCAACGCAAAUGCAACGAAGAAUCACCACCGCAGUUUCACGGGUGAAUCCUCGACCGACGAUGAUCGGCCACUUGAGAUGGGCAUGAGCAGAAUCACACCUGUUGCGUCUUCAACAACGGAUCUCCCACUACGACGCAGAAGAUCCAAGUCUUCAUUCGCUUCCACACAGUUAAGCGGUCUCACAACUCUAGGUAAUGACUCCAGCGAUAUGCAUGAGUUCCGCGCGAAACUCAAACGUUUGGAAAUGAGUCGUCAGGAUCCAGACUUCCCCGAUGAAGUCAACAGCGCUCCUGAAAGUCCGGUUGCUAUGCGACCUCGCGGACGGAGUAUCGCGUCGCUUGAUAGCGAGGAGGAUAUCUUGGAUCGGAGAAUGAAUGGGAUUGCGGGGGGUUUGAUGGGUCUGGGGGAAGGUGCUCAGACACCGGGGGCAUAA
This is a messenger RNA of Penicillium subrubescens, 2274 nucleotides long. Its product is annotated as putative lipase. The record is from RefSeq and is a predicted model, not a curated record. Lineage: Eukaryota; Fungi; Ascomycota; Eurotiomycetes; Eurotiales; Aspergillaceae. Gene Ontology annotation, biological process: triglyceride catabolic process. Gene Ontology annotation, cellular component: cytosol. Bases 1 to 2274 code for a protein of 757 amino acids. The transcript has 3 exons. Gene Ontology annotation, molecular function: sterol ester esterase activity; triacylglycerol lipase activity.